AGACCAUGCGAAUGAAUAGGCUUAUUGUGAUGCCACUUUGCUGUCGCCGACCAGGAAGGUACUUCAUUGUGGCUGAGGACAUAACAGCUCAGCUGAUCAAAUAGAGAACGUAGGAAUUAUGUGGCGGUGCUUUUUUGUAGCUUAGACAGUUGUGCUUAGUUGGUAGACUAUAGUCCAAGAUAGAAAAUCAUUGCUCUCUUCACAGUGACGCGCUGGAUCGGUUCUUUGGACAAUAGAUUUUCGCUGGCUGGGAUUUUCCUGUUUAUGGUUGCACGGUGUUGUCAACCCGCAGUGCAAAAGCCUCGUCUCUGCUGAGAAUGCUGCAGAACCAAAAGUCAAAAGCCGCCGAUGGCGUACCUGGUUCCUUGGUGUCUGAAGCUGCGCCAGUGCCGGGGGAUGAGACCCGGGCGUCGAAGUAUGGAGUGGUAGACAAUCACAUAGGAGACAGCGAUAUCAUAAAGUCUCCAAGUGACCCGAAGCAAUACAGGUACAUCGAGCUGACCAAUGGAUUUCGAGCCCUGCUCAUAUCCGACUUUAGUGGCGUGUUGACCUCGGAUGAGUCAGAGUGUGAGGAUGACGAGGCGGAAGGAGAGGAAGAGCAGAAUGGUGACUCUGGAGAGGGGACAGAGGAGGAUUCUGAUGAAGAGGAUGAUGGGAAUGACAGUGACAUUGAGAAUGUGGGUAAUGAGAUGGAAGGAAAAAGGAAAAAAGGCUUCUCAGAGAGACAGUCUGCGGCUGCGUUGUGUGUAGGGGUGGGCAGCUUCAGUGACCCUGAUGACCUACCAGGCCUCGCCCACUUCCUAGAGCACAUGGUGUUUAUGGGCAGUAAAAAGUACCCUUCCGAGAACAGCUUUGAUGCCUUUUUGAAGAAACACGGUGGCAGUGACAAUGCAUCCACUGACUGUGAGAGGACAAUCUUCCAGUUUGAUGUCCAGAGGAAGUACUUCAGAGAGGCUUUGGACAGGUGGGCCCAGUUCUUUAUCUGCCCGCUGAUGAUCCGAGACGCCAUCGACAGGGAGGUGGAGGCUGUGGACAGUGAGUUCCAGCGGGCCAAACGGUCUGACUCCCACAGGAAGGAGAUGCUGUUUGGGAGUCUGGCCAAACCCGGCCACCCCAUGGGCAAGUUCUGCUGGGGCAACGCCCAGACCCUGAAGCAGGAACCAAGGAAGAAGAAGAUCAACGUGUACAAGCGUAUGCACUCCUUCUGGAACAGACACUACUCCGCCCACUACAUGACACUGGCAGUGCAGUCUAAAGAGAAGCUGAACACUCUUGAGGAGUGGGUGAGAGAGAUCUUCAGCGACAUACCCAACAACGGUCUGCCCAAACCAGACUUUUCCAAGCAGGUGGAACCCUUUGAUACCCCAGCCUUCAACAAGCUUUACAGAGUGGUUCCUGUUAGGAAGGUGCAUGCCCUGACUAUCACCUGGGCUUUGCCCCCCCAGGAAAAGCACUACAGGGUGAAGCCUGUCCACUAUAUUUCAUGGCUGAUUGGUCACGAGGGCACUGGCAGCAUCCUAUCAGUGCUCAGGAAAAGGUGCUGGGCCCUGGCCCUGUUUGGAGGAAACAGUGAGACAGGUUUUGACCAGAACACCACCUACUCCAUCUUCUCGAUCUCCAUCACUCUCACAGAUGAGGGCUUCCAGAACCUUUUCCAGGUGGCUCAUUUGGUGUUUCAGUAUCUCAAGAUGCUACAGGACCUGGGCCCUCAACAACGAGUAUACGAGGAGAUUCAGAAGAUUGAGUUCAAUGAGUUCCACUACCAGGAGCAGACUGAUCCUAUAGAACACGUGGAAGACAUCUGUGAGAACAUGCAGCUGUUCCCCAAGCAGGACUUCCUGACGGGAGACCAGCUCAUGUUUGAGUACCAACCAGAGGUGAUUAGUGCAGCCCUAUCUUUCCUGACCCCGGAGAGAGCCAACCUCAUGCUGCUUUCUCCACAACAUGAGGGACUCUGUCCCCUGAGAGAGAAGUGGUUUGGAACACACUACAACAUGGAGGAUAUCCAGCAGGAAUGGAAGGAUCACUGGUCAGGAGGGCUGGAGCCUAACAAUGAGCUGCACCUUCCUGCUGAAAACAAAUAUAUUGCCACUGACUUCACCCUGCAGCCCCCUGACAUCCCUAAUUCUCACGUACCAGUCAGAAUUGCCAACAGCGGCCUGGGCUGCAUCUGGUACAAGAAGGAUGACAAGUUCAAGAUCCCCAAAGCCUAUGUGCGGUUCCACCUAAUAUCUCCUGUCAUCCAGAUGUCUGCUAAGAAUGUGGUUCUGUUUGACCUCAUGGUGAACAUCCUGGGUCACAAUGUUGCAGAGCCUGCCUACGAGGCUGAUGUUGCCCAGCUGGAGUAUAAACUGGUUGCUGGGGAACAUGGCCUGGUCAUCAAGGUCAAGGGCUUUAACCACAAGCUUCCUCUGCUGUUGCAUCUAAUCAUAGACUACCUGGCUGACUUCUUAGUCUCUGCCGAUGUCUUCAGCAUGUUCUCAGAGCAGCUUAAGAAAGCCUAUUUUAACGCCCUCAUCACACCAGGGAAGCUUGACAAGGAUGUGCGUCUGUUGAUCCUGGAGAGUUCUCGCUGGUCCAUGGUGGAGAAGUACCAGGUCUUGUGUGGGAGCCUAACUGUGGAGAACCUUAUGGAGUUCAGCAGAACCUUCAAAGCCCAUCUCUACGCAGAGGGACUGGUGCAGGGAAAUUUCACCAGUGCGGAAUCUGCCCAGUUCCUGCAGUAUGUCACAGAUAAACUGCAGUUCUCUAAGCUGACACAGGAGGUGCCAGUGAUGUUCAGAGUGGUGGAACUGCCCCAGAAACACCAUCUCUGUAAAGUCAAAUCACUCCACAAGGGAGAUGCCAACUCAGAGGUCACAGUAUACUACCAGUCUGGACUUAAGAACUUAAGAGAACACACUCUUAUGGAGCUGCUGGUGAUGCACAUGGAGGAGCCCUGCUUUGACUUCCUCAGAACCAAAGAGACCCUGGGGUACCAUGUCUACCCCACUUGCAGAAACACCUCUGGCAUUCUGGGAUUCUCUGUCACUGUGGAAACACAGGCUAACAAGUUUAACACUGAGCUGGUGGAGCUGAAAAUAGAAGAGUUUCUUGCUUCUUAUGGGGAGAAGAUUAAUUCCUUGACAGAAGGGGCAUUUAACACACAGGUGACAGCACUGGUCAAGCUGAAGGAGUGUGAGGACACACACCUGGGUGAGGAGGUGGACCGAAACUGGGCUGAGGUGGUCACUCAGCAGUAUAUCUUCGACAGGCUCAACAGAGAGGUUGAGGCCCUGAAGCAGAUGACCAGAGCAGAGCUGGUUUCCUGGUAUCUGGAGCACCGUGGACACAACUGCAGGAAACUCAGCAUACAUGUGGUGGGAUUUGGGACUGAGGAGAAUGACUCCCCGGAGGAGGAUUGUCGGCAGAUGGAAGAGGAUGAGGAAGAGGAGGAUUGCAGGGUGGAGGAGUGCUGUAACUCUUCCUAUGGGGAGGUGUCCAAACUAACCUUACUCCCCAUCUCGCCAAAGAUGGCCGGAUCUACAGCCAUCAUUGACAUUCCUGCGUUCACCCAUAGUCUGCCCCUCUUCCCCUACCACAAGAUUCUACAAUAAACACUACUCUGACUGACUGACUUGAUGACUUUUUGAGCUUCCCAGGUUGCUUCACCUCUUAUUUUAAAAUAAGCUUUUCUGUUCUUCCUGUGGGGUGUUGACUGGGAAAUGGACUGUGUUCAAAAUUACUUCUUACAUGAGUGUUAUUGAAGGUCUGCAGUGCACUGUUUAAACUAACAAAAUCAUACUGUGAUUUGAAACCAUGUGUCAAAUAAA
Molecule: messenger RNA, 3812 nt
Organism: Hypomesus transpacificus
Lineage: Eukaryota; Metazoa; Chordata; Actinopteri; Osmeriformes; Osmeridae
Product: nardilysin-like
Exons: 31
Coding region: 318-3596 (1092 amino acids)
Biological process (GO): proteolysis
Molecular function (GO): metalloendopeptidase activity; metal ion binding
Source: RefSeq, a predicted model, not a curated record